CAUCCUUUCCUGCGCGCCAGGAAGUCAAGCUCUUGCAACAGCUCAUCUGCCCAAUGGGGGGCGGCAGCAUCCCAGAAACUCACUCCCUGAAGAUGUGUAGGUGGGAGGAGAGAUUCGCGUUCAAAGUCUUUUUGACUCUACCCACUCUCCGUAGCGCCUUAGCCCGCUCGAGUUUCAAUGCGCGUUGUUGCUGGACGAAGCUGAGUCCCAUAUACAGCCCGCUGCUCUCCUGAUCAUGGCCUCUUCGAAUUCCUUCACCUAUUAUUGCCCUCCAUCCUCCUCCCCAGUCUGGUCAGAACCGCUGUACAGCCUGCGGCCCGAGCACGCGCGGGAGCGGUUGCAGGACGACUCGGUGGAAACAGUCACGUCCAUUGAACAGGCCAAAGUAGAAGAAAAGAUCCAGGAAGUCUUCAGUUCAUAUAAGUUCAACCACCUUGUACCAAGGCUUAUUUUGCAGAGGGAGAAGCACUUCCAUUAUCUGAAAAGAGGCCUUCGACAACUGACAGAUGCCUAUGAGUGUCUGGAUGCCAGCCGCCCAUGGCUCUGCUACUGGAUCCUGCACAGCUUGGAACUCCUAGACGAACCCAUCCCCCAGAUAGUGGCUACAGAUGUGUGUCAGUUCCUGGAGCUUUGCCAAAGCCCAGAAGGUGGCUUUGGAGGGGGCCCUGGGCAGUACCCACACCUCGCACCCACCUAUGCAGCUGUCAACGCAUUAUGCAUCAUUGGCACUGAGGAGGCCUACGAGGUCAUUAACAGAGAGAAGCUUCUUCAGUAUUUGUACUCGCUGAAGCAACCUGACGGCUCUUUUCUCAUGCAUGUUGGAGGUGAGGUGGACGUGAGAAGUGCUUACUGUGCUGCCUCAGUAGCCUCCUUGACCAACAUUCUCACUCCAGACCUCUUUGAGGGCACCGCUGAAUGGAUAGCCAGGUGUCAGAAUUGGGAAGGUGGCAUUGGUGGUGUGCCGGGGAUGGAAGCUCAUGGUGGCUACACAUUCUGUGGCCUGGCCGCACUGGUCAUCCUCAAGAAGGAACGCUUCUUGAACCUGAAGAGCUUGUUACAAUGGGUGACAAGCCGGCAGAUGCGGUUUGAAGGUGGAUUUCAGGGCCGCUGCAACAAGCUGGUAGAUGGCUGCUACUCCUUCUGGCAGGCGGGGCUCCUACCCCUGCUGCACCGUGCACUGCAUGCUCAAGGUGACCCUGCCCUCAGCAUGAGCCACUGGAUGUUCCAUCAGCAGGCCCUGCAGGAGUACAUUCUCAUGUGCUGCCAGUGCCCUGCCGGGGGACUUCUGGACAAGCCUGGCAAGUCGCGUGACUUCUACCACACCUGCUACUGCCUGAGUGGCUUAUCCAUUGCCCAGCACUUUGGCAGCGGAGCCAUGUUGCAUGAUGUGGUCCUAGGUGUGCCCGAAAAUGCUCUGCAGCCCACGCACCCUGUGUACAAUAUUGGACCAGACAAGGUCAUCCAGGCCACCACACACUUCCUGCAGAAGCCUGUCCCAGGCUUUGAGGAGCAUGAGGAUGAGACAGAGCCUGCCAGCGACUAGAGGACCUACGUCCCCAAGCUCACCCACCUCCCCAGUCAGACAAGGUUUCUGCGUUUUGGUCCCUAGUUCAUUCUGUGCUACACAAGCCUUAGCCACCAUGGAGCUGUGGUUCUCUUUGUCCUUUCUUGUCAAACAAAACAAAACCAGUGGCUCUGGGUUUGGAGUACACAGUGGCGUGGUUUUUUAAACUCUUCUCACACCUGUCAAGCCAAAACUCUGUCAGCCCAUGUAGUGAGGUUGGGAACAGUGCAUGCUGGGAGGAAGCAGCCCCUCCCCACCCCCACCUCCAGCUUGGACAGUUGUACUGAGAUGCGGGUGCCUGAAUAUCCCAGGAUCCACAGCCACUGCUGCUACUCCCACCAGCAUGCCACCAUUAAGUUACCAGAUGGGUGCCCUUUCACCGGUGGAGAUCAAUCAGCUCCAUGCCAAGUUGGGGCUUUGGGCCUCACGCAAGUGAAUUUCCUGGAAAAGACCAUGUUAGGGCUGCUCUAAGAGGUGCUUCUGCCUCUUGCCUCCCACUCUAGUCAUUUUCAAGGGACAGGGGCUAGGGUAGAAAGGCCCCCCGCCUUGAAUUGAGUAAGAAUUCCUUACCCCCAACACUGGAAAACUGAGCCACACAUCUUUCCAAGACCAUGCUUGGUGCACAGGCUGCACCUUAAGUGUGGUGACGUAAACCUGGGUAACCAAUUAUGAGUGGAAAACAAACCUCUAGCUCAACUCUGGGCCAGAGGAAGCAACCCCCCGUAGCCAGCCCCUGCCCCUUCCCAUCAUGUACCAUGAAAAUUCCUGAAGCCUGCAGCCCGAGAUCCUUCUGUGUUUCCGUUUUUCUCCCACCAGACUCCCAGACCAUCCCAGACCAUCCUCCAAGACCGUGUUGUCUUUCCUCCGUGGUAACACUUCUAAGUCUUUCACCUUAGUUUAUGACCCAGGAUUUGGCCCCGUCCUGCCCACUCUAGGCUCACAGAAUUAAAAUCAAGUGCUAGACAGGUGAGCUGCUGUGGAGGCAUAGCCUCGGAAACCAGUGAGGGCAGGAUGAGUGCUGUCUGUGUGUGAGGCCUGUCACUGCCUCUGCUGCCCCUUCCAUUGAGCCCUCUCAUGGUCAGUGGAGUACUGAGGUCGGUUAUCUGUCUACUGCUGUGGUUACAGCAAGCUCAUGUCACUGCCCUGGCCUUUGUGUGAGCAGCAGUGGGCUGCAGGCAGACCAGAACUGGGAGAUGCAGCCUGAGGUUCUUCUCAAAAACACUGGCAAUUUGUUGCCUCUAAUUCCCUAUUGCUUUGGCGUACUGGGCUAUGUAUUACCUCCUUGAAGGAAUAAAGG
Molecule: messenger RNA, 2861 nt
Organism: Castor canadensis (American beaver)
Lineage: Eukaryota; Metazoa; Chordata; Mammalia; Rodentia; Castoridae
Gene: Fntb
Product: farnesyltransferase, CAAX box, subunit beta
Biological process (GO): protein farnesylation
Cellular component (GO): protein farnesyltransferase complex
Molecular function (GO): protein farnesyltransferase activity
Source: RefSeq, a predicted model, not a curated record